UCUAGUGUUCCAUCCACACCAUAAGAAAACACAUCUCAACCAAUCCCAACUCAGAUCGGCUCCCUGAACAUCGCCGAUAAACCACCGGUCCACCACCACAACCAUCAAAACCCUAACCCUAACAACUCUCCCAACCAUGGAACAUUAUCCAGAAGAACUCCGUACACCACCGGUGACACUAGCAUGCAUCAUCGGUCACCAAGACCUCCACGCUACGAUCUCAACUCACCUCCAUUCCGAACAACCGCCGAUCAACACACUCGCAUUGCCGGAUUUCUCUAAGAUCUCCGUCAUAGACCGAACCCCUAAGGAUAAGGAGGAUCAAUUGCCGUCUGCUUACACUUCUACCGGCAUCAUUAAACGCGAUUGGCUCUUGAAGCAUCGAACUAGGGUUCCGGCCGUUGUUGCUGCUCUCUUUGAUGUCGAUCAGCUGUCCGGUGAUCCUGUUCAGUGGCAGCAGGUCUGCACCGAUCUCGAAAACCUCAAAGCAGUGAUCAGAGGGAGGAAUAUCAAGCUGGUAGUGGUGGUGGUUGUGAGGUUUAAUUCGAAAGAAUCUAUAACCGAAGAACGCAUGGUUGCUCUUCGCAAGCGUGCUGAAGUAGAUGCGAAAUACGUUGUUACUUUUAUUCCAGAUGAUGCAUCUGAAUUGAACCUAUCUUUGAACAGGCUAGGAAACAUAUUUGGGGAGCUCGCUGUUACCUUUUACAGGGAUGAAGGAAGAAAGGUUAAAACACGGCUUGAAAAGAAGAGCUAUGGCUCCAUAGAGUUCAAUGUCCGUUAUUGCUUUAAAGUAGCUAUAUAUGCAGAGUUCAGGAGAGACUGGGCGGAAGCUUUAAGGAUGUACGAGGAUGGCUACCAUGCACUGCGAGAGAUGAUUGGGACAUCUACGAGAUUGCCAGCGAUCCAACGGUUGGUUGAGAUCAAGAUGGUUGCAGAGCAAUUCCACUUCAAGAUAUCAACAUUACUUUUACAUGGUGGAAAGGUUCUAGAAGCAAUUAAAUGGUUUCGGCAGCAUAAUGCUUCUUAUAAGAACCUAACAGGCCCUACACAAGUGAAUUUUCUUCAUUGGGAAUGGCUGAGCAGGCAGUUCUUAGUAUUUGCUGAGUUGCUUGAAACUACCAGUGCUACCAUUUCCUCUCCCGCGUUAACUGUUGCAGAUAGAACCUCGUCUGAUUGGGAAUUUCGUCCAGCAUACUAUUAUCAGCUUGCUGCUCAAUUCUUAAAGGAGAAGAAGAAGUGUGUAGAAAGUGCGGUUUCCACGGCGCCCACCGAGACUGAUGAGAGUUGUGAUUCUAUCGUGCCUUCUCUUUAUGUGGGUCAGUUUGCUCGAUUACUAGACCUUGGGGAGACAUCUGUAAUGCAACUAAUCACAGAUGAUGAUUACGUCCUCUUUGCUCUUACUGCUGAAAGGAAGAAGUUGGGGGACUCCACUGAAAUCAUUGCUUUGCUAAAAAACGCAUAUGAAGCAUACAAUAACUCAAAAUCUCAAAGGACGGCUUCUUUUUGCAUGCUUUUAAUGGCAAAGGAGUAUUUCCUUACAAGUGAUUAUACUAAUUCAAAACUCCAUUUUGAUAAACUCACAAGUCUCUACAGGCAGGAGGGUUGGGUCACUUUAUUAUGGGAGGUACUCGGUUAUCUCCGUGAGUGCUCACGGAAACUCGGUUCAGCUCAAGAUUUUAUCUCAUAUUCACUUGAAAUGGCUGCGUUGCCAAUCUCAUCAAUUUCCGGCCUUCAAGAGUUGAAGGACUGUGGGCCCGGUGGUUCACCGAGUCUAAAACAAGUAGAAAAUAUACACAAGGAAGUAUUUGCUAUUGUUCGAGAAGAAAUAUGUAACGAAGAAGAAAUCAUGGGUGGUAUGAAAGUAAACGGUGAUCACCCACUUCAUCUUGAAAUUGAUCUCGUGAGUCCUCUCAGAGUGGCGCUUCUUACGUCAGUAGCUUUUCAUGAACAGAUUGUUAAGCCUCACGCGCCUACUUUAAUUACGUUGUCACUUUUAUCACAACUUCCGUCUCCAGUUGAAAUAGAUCAGUUAGAGAUCCAGUUUAAUCAGACUGAGUGCAAUUUUAUAAUUGUAAAUGCUCAAAGGCGUGAGUCAUCAUCACUCUCUAAUAUCCAUCCUGAUCGCAGAGUCGAGACUGUUCCUGUAAUUCAACUCUCUACAAAUAAGUGGCUACGGUUAACGUAUGAUAUCAAGUCAGUAAAUAGUGGAAAACUGGAAUGCACAUAUGUAAUUGCUCGAAUUGGGCCCCACUUCAGCAUCUGUUGUGGGGCUGAAAGUCCCGCCAAUAUGAAUGAUUUGCCUCUGUGGAAAUUUGAGGAGCGUUUUGAAGCAUCCCCAACUAAAGAUCCCGCUAUUGCAUUCUCGGGUAUGAAGGUUACCCAAGUUGAGGAACCAGAUCCCCAAGUUGACCUUAAAUUAGGGGCAGCGGGCCCCGCUUUAGUUGGAGAAAACUUCUUGUUACCAGUGACUCUCACCUCCAAGGGCCAUUCAGUUGAGUCGGGUGAAUUAAAAAUCAAUCUGGUUGAUACCCGAGGUGUUGGUUUGCUCAGUCCACGAGAGGCUGAACAUUCUUCGUCUUCUGACAAUCUUCACGUCGAGCUUCUUGGUGUAUCAUGUGGGCCCACCCAAGAUAAUAAUGACAAUAUCCGGAAAAUUCAACAGUCAUUUGGAUUGGUUUCUGUUCCGUUUCUGAAUGUGGGUGAUUCAUGGUCAUGCAAUUUAGAGAUCCAAUGGCACCAUCCUAAACCGAUCAUGUUGUACGUGUCUCUCGGAUAUUCUCCAAGCAGUGGCGCUCCGAAAGUUCAUAUCCAUAAGAGCCUGCAAAUCGAAGGAAAAACCCCUGUUGUCAUCAGCCACCGUCUUAUGCUACCCUUCCGGCGUGAUCCAUUGUUGCUCUCAAGACUUAAGCGUUCCCCUGAAUCUGGUCAAACAGCAUCACUUCCAGUCAACGAAACAAGCAUACUUGUCGUUAACGCCACAAACUGCACCGAGGUUCCGUUGAGAUUACUCUCCAUGUCUAUCUCUGAAGAUGACGUUACUUCAAUAAACAAAAGUAAAACCACAUGCAUGAUUCAGUCAGGAAUUGACAAUGAUCCAACUCUUCUUGUCCCAGGGGAAGAGUUUAAAAAAGUUUUUACCGUGAAACCUGAGUUAAAUGUUUCGAAACUUCACCUGGGAAGUGUGUGUUUAAGAUGGAGACGGGAUCAUGAAUCAUCAAAAGAGGUUGUUACAAAACAAAGUUUACCUGAUGUGAACCUAGAGUUUCCGCCAUUAAUCAUUACUUUGGAGUGUCCUCCCCAUGGAGUUCUUGGUGAACCGUUCACAUACUUUGCCCGAAUUCGCAAUCAAACGAAAUUGUUACAAGAGGUUAAGUUCUCGCUAUCAGAUUCACAAAGUUUCGUUUUGUCUGGACCCCACAACGACACGACAUUUGUUCUACCAUUAUCAGAGUAUAUUCUAAGUUAUAAACUCGUGCCACUAAGUUCAGGUUCUUUGCAGCUUCCGAGGGUCACAAUAACCUCGGUGCGAUAUUCAGCGGGAUUCCAACCGACAACUGCUGCAUCUACCAUUUUCAUCUUCCCCUCAAAACCACAAUUCCAAUUAUCCGAGCCCGAGAAGAAGUCCAAUUCAGCUGACCAGGUUCCUCAACAGAUUCCUGCUUGAUGAUCUUGUCUGAGGUUAGUUGUUUUUGCAUACUGCUAAAUUUACCAGUAGCUGCUCAGGAUUCGUGUGGUCGGGUUGUUAGUGUUUAUGGUUGUCGUGUAAGUACACUAUACUAAAUUUUUUUACUCAAUUUUGCAAUUAGCCAUGAUUGUUCUGAAUAUAGCUAAUAAAGGAAACUUGUUACUAUGUUUAUAGAAACUAAGUAUAAAUUACAAAUGUGGGAAUGUUUUCUUGA
Helianthus annuus (common sunflower) is the source of this 3899-nucleotide messenger RNA. Its product is annotated as trafficking protein particle complex subunit 11. NCBI's taxonomy places the organism in Eukaryota, Viridiplantae, Streptophyta, Magnoliopsida, Asterales, Asteraceae. The record is from RefSeq and is a predicted model, not a curated record. The coding region runs from base 137 to 3664 and encodes 1175 amino acids. The transcript is spliced from 9 exons. Gene Ontology annotation, molecular function: protein binding.